AUGUCAGGUCGCCGCGGAGCGAGCCACAGUUCAACUGACCUCUCGGCUGUGGGAGAAUUAACAAGCUGCUCAUUGAGGCCUCAAAACAACGGCGGCUCGCCGCAGCCACUUGUUACACUCCAGCGGAACAUCGACUGCUCGGUACAGGUGCCCGCGGCCAUCCUGCCCCAGAAUCGAUAUCACAGCCCGGCCCGAAGGCCGAAGGCUACAGCAACGGGGGCGUGGCCGCGCGCCUACUACGGUGACUACCACUACGCGCAGCAGCCGCAGCCGCCUCUCGCUUACGCCUACCCGCCGCUCCCCUACUACUACGACCAGCCGAGGCAGCACCCCGGCUACGGCUUCUACAACUACGACGACGAUGUGGUGGCCUCCGAUCCGAUAGAAGACAUUGAGGACGAGAUCCAGCAGGAGGCGGAGCGCGAACAGCGGGAGGAGGCGCUGCCCAUCGGGCAGGAGAUGUGGUUCGAGCACAGCAGUCCGCGCGACGACACAGCCGAGGUCAACUCGCAGUUCCUGCGCAACCUCAUUCUCAGCCAGCUGUACAGCGACGAGCAGCAGCGCCAGCGCGCCGCCGCCGCCGCCUCCCUCUACCCGCACGCGCAGCCGCCUCAGCUCUACCUGCACCCACAGGUGCAGCAACAGGUGGCGUACGGCUUGCCGCUGCUGCCCGAGCACGAGGAGCGCCUGCUGGCGGACGACGCGGCAGCCUGGGAGUACACGUCGAGCGCGCGCCAGCUACCCUACCCGUACGGCACCGAGGAGGACGCGGCGCCCGCCGCCUACGACGAGGACGUCGUCGAACUGAAGUCUCUGGUGAAGAAGGCGCGCCAGCACGCCGCCUCCGCUUCCCUCGCUACGCAGAAGCGGCCAGAGUUCGCGACAGAGCUGGGCCCCUGGUUCGAGGGCGGCAUGCGCUUCUCUGACAGGAAAACGCCUGCCGGCGACGAGAGCCAGGCUGCCGCCACCACGAGCACCUCCACACCUGCGCCAGACACCACGACGACGACGUCGACGACGACGGCGCGCCCCGCCUUUGACGACAAGCGGCGCGGCAUGAAGGAGGUGGCCAUGCCGAGGCCGGCCACCCCCGUGCGGCGGCCCACUGGGACGCGGAGCGGCAGCGGUUCGCACACGUCCGUCUACGACACCAUCAGGCAUCUGCUCAGCAUGGAGGCCACGCUGCAGGAGAAGGAGGAGGUGAGCCGGCGACCUCCGCAGAAGCGGUUUGUGAGCAGCGAGGAGGCGCUGGUGGAGCAGCUGGGCGGCCUGCACAAGCCGCUCUCCACAUAGGCGCUGCC
This is a messenger RNA of Schistocerca americana (American grasshopper), 1301 nucleotides long. RefSeq lists its product as uncharacterized. The transcript is spliced from 5 exons. NCBI's taxonomy places the organism in Eukaryota, Metazoa, Arthropoda, Insecta, Orthoptera, Acrididae. The record is from RefSeq and is a predicted model, not a curated record. The coding region runs from base 1 to 1293 and encodes 430 amino acids.